AUGUGGCAAGCUUUAGUCUUUCUAUUGGCAGUCGAAGUUGUCUACAGCAACGAAGAAAGUUUUGCCAAACCUACGCGGGUUGUUAUGACCGACUCAGGAGCCGUCUCAGGUAAAGUUAUUACUGUAGGCAACAGAUCACUCGAUGCUUUCUUGGGCAUACCGUACGCAAGAUCUCCCAUCGGGGAACUUCGCUUCAGAAAGCCCGAAGGCGUUGUACCGUGGAAUGGAACGUACCAAGAAGCGGCAAGAACACCACCCUGCUGGCAGAGAGUGCUGCGUUUUGUCGCGGACGUUCCGCUGAACUACACUACCAGUGCUUCAGAGGAUUGUCUUUACCUUAACAUAUGGAAGCGCUCCUCUACAUGUGCCACUUCGGGAACGUGCAACGAAAAAAGGCCAGUCGUCGUCUUUAUUCACGGAGGAGCUUUCCAGUGGGGCGAUUCUUCUCUCUUCGUGCAUGACCCGGCCAAUUUCGUUGCGCUGUCCGAUGUAGUGUUUGUGACUAUCGAUUACAGAGUGAGCAUUUUUGGUUUUUUCUCUCUCGGAAGGCCCGAACUUCCCGGAAAUUUCGGUUUUUGGGACCAGUACCUCGCUUUGGACUGGGUGCGAAAAAACAUCGCCAGCUUCGGCGGCGAUACAGACGAAGUGACCUUGAUAGGUCAAAGUGCUGGUGCCAUAUCUGCGGUCUUGCAGGCACGCUCUCCGAAACGUCAGGGUCUGUUCAAGAGAGCCGUUCUGAUGAGCAGUACACCACAGUCCUUGAUUAUCGGUAUUACGCAUAGGGGCGUGGGAAAGUUCAUCCACGUUGCGGGUGCCUUAGGCUGCUAUAAUCAGAGCAAAAGCGUCGACGAGCAGCUCAACAGUGUCAUGUCGUGCCUACGCAAACUUGAUCCUUCGUUUAUCAUACGUACCAUAGAGACAUUGGAUCACACUUACCAGGUAUUCGUACCCGAGUAUGGCAAGGAAUUUUUUUCGGAACACCCACUGGCAGCGAAAACCUGGGCGAAGCUUCCUUUCAAUCAAGUUAUUCUGGGAACCACGACCGACGAAGGCACGCUUGUGUUGGACAAUAUCCAGUACUCCUCUCCAGCAUUGAAACAGAUACUGGCCACCGACUACAGGCUGGGAAUGACCGUGGCUCUGCAACCCCUUUUCGGAAUUUCCAUAUCUCGCGCUCGACCUAUUGUCGAUGCAUACUUCGGAGGACCCGACGUUUAGCACACAAGUGAAAGCGUAGUAAAGAUUGCUAGCGGGCUCAUCGGUGACGGUGUGUUUUACUGUCCUGUGAAACUGAUGGCAGAUGUCGCAGCUCGGCAGGGGAUCGACACCUACCGGUACUUGUUCGCGCACAGAUCGUCGUAUAGUUUCUGGCCUGAGUGGAUGGGUGUCACCCACGGUGAUGACAACUUAUACGUGCUAGGUUCCCUUCCUUUCUCGAAGGACAAGAGUCGCUACACCAAGGCCCUUGGUGACACAGGAGUCAAGAAGCUUCAACAACUCGACUAUACCUCUAAGGAAGAAAACUUCAUGCAGGAAAUAGUAGCCAUCAUCAGCUCCUUUGUUAGCACUGGAAAGCCUCAGCUCCUCGCCUAGGGAAAAGAAUGGCAGAAGUACAAUCCAGCUGAUCCUGUUGUGCUCCAACUUCGUCCUGGAAACAUUACCGAAGUGAAAGAGAAGAAAGAUAACUGCGAACUAUGGCGACCACAUAUUCUGAUCGAAUA
Rhipicephalus sanguineus (brown dog tick) is the source of this 1721-nucleotide messenger RNA. RefSeq names its product cholinesterase. The transcript has 2 exons. Gene Ontology annotation, cellular component: plasma membrane. Gene Ontology annotation, biological process: choline metabolic process; acetylcholine catabolic process. Lineage: Eukaryota; Metazoa; Arthropoda; Arachnida; Ixodida; Ixodidae. Bases 1 to 1218 code for a protein of 405 amino acids. The record is from RefSeq and is a predicted model, not a curated record. Gene Ontology annotation, molecular function: acetylcholinesterase activity.